Chlorella variabilis is the source of this 336-nucleotide messenger RNA. RefSeq lists its product as hypothetical. Gene Ontology annotation, molecular function: ATP binding; protein kinase activity. NCBI's taxonomy places the organism in Eukaryota, Viridiplantae, Chlorophyta, Trebouxiophyceae, Chlorellales, Chlorellaceae. Gene Ontology annotation, biological process: protein phosphorylation. Bases 1 to 336 code for a protein of 111 amino acids. The transcript has 2 exons. The record is from RefSeq and is a predicted model, not a curated record.
AUGGCUCCCGAGCUGCUGGCAGCCGACGAGUCUGCAGCCUCACCCGCCUCCGACGCCUUUGCCCUGGGCGUGGUGCUGUGGGAGAUGAUGGCGGGGCGGCGGGCGUGGCGCGGCAUGGGGCCGCUGCAGGUGGUGCACACGGUGGCGCUCAAGCGCCGCUGCCUGCCGGUGUCAGACCGGUGGCCCGAGGGCAUUCAGGCGAGCAUGUGUGAGCUGGUGCGCGGCUGCCUGGCGGGAGAUCCUGGCAAGCGGCCCACGGCAGAGGGCAUCCUGCUGCGGGUCCAGGUUGAACUGGCACAGCACGAGGAGCGCGCCACUGGCGCCGCCGCGGCGUGA